Molecule: messenger RNA, 834 nt
Organism: Cynocephalus volans (Philippine flying lemur)
Lineage: Eukaryota; Metazoa; Chordata; Mammalia; Dermoptera; Cynocephalidae
Product: polyadenylate-binding protein 2-like
Exons: 1
Coding region: 11-793 (260 amino acids)
Cellular component (GO): nucleus
Molecular function (GO): poly(A) binding
Source: RefSeq, a predicted model, not a curated record
GACUACGGGAAUGGCUUGGAGUCUGAGGAACUGGAGCCUGGGGAGCUGUUGCUGGAGCCCGAGCCGGAGCCCGAGCCCGAAGAGGAGCCGCCCCGGCCCCGCGCCCCCCCCUCCGGGAGCUCCGGGCCCUGGGCCUGGCUCGGGAGCCCCCGGCAGCCAGGAGGAGGAGGAGGAGCCGGGACUGGUCGAGGGUGACCCGGGGGACGGCGCCAUUGAAGACCCGGAGCUGGAAGCGAUCAAAGCUCGAGUCAGGGAGAUGGAGGAAGAAGCUGAGAAGCUAAAGGAGUUACAGAACGAAGUAGAGAAGCAGAUGAAUAUGAGUCCACCUCCAGGCAAUGCUGGCCCAGUGAUCAUGUCCAUUGAGGAGAAGAUGGAGGCUGAUGCCCGAUCCAUCUAUGUUGGCAAUGUGGACUAUGGUGCAACGGCAGAAGAGCUGGAAGCUCACUUUCAUGGCUGUGGUUCAGUCAAUCGUGUUACUAUACUCUGUGACAAAUUCAGUGGCCAUCCCAAAGGAUUUGCAUAUAUAGAAUUCUCAGGCAAAGAAUCGGUGAGGACUUCCCUGGCCUUAGAUGAAUCCCUAUUUAGAGGAAGACAAAUCAAGGUGAUCCCAAAACGAACCAACAGACCAGGCAUCAGCACAACAGACAGGGGUUUCCCACGAGCCCGCUGCCGUGCCAGGACCACCAACUACAACAGUUCGCGUUCUCGAUUCUACAGUGGUUUUAACAGCAGGCCCCGGAGUCGCGUCUACAGGGGCCGGGCUAGAGCGACAUCAUGGUAUUCCCCUUACUAAAAAAAGUGUGUAUUAGGAGGAGAGAGAGGAAAAAAAGAGGA